AUGUUUAGGAGUUCAGUUAGUCAGAUGGUGCCUUGUUAUGGUAUUUCCCAAGACCCAGCAGGUAAUUAUAUUAUGGUCAUGAAGUAUAUGGAAGCAGGUAAUUUAAGAGAGUUUUUGAAGAAGAAUUAUCGGAAGUUAAAUUUUUAUGAUGAAAAUGAAAAAAACAGCAAACUGCAUUUCCUGCAACAAAUCAGUCAAGGUCUCAAAGAUAUCCAUCGCAAGAACUUAGUUCAUCGUGAUUUCCAUAGUGGGAAUAUUAUUGUUAAUAGAGAUAAACAUGAUAGAGAUAAUUGCCACAUCACCGACCUCGGCUUAGCUAAACCAGUCAAUGAAAAAGAUGACAACAAAAUCUUCGGAGUAAUGCCUUAUGUAGCCCCUGAGGUCUUACAAAACAAACCUUAUACCCCAGCAUCAGAUAUCUAUUCCUUAGGCAUGAUUAUGUAUGAAAUAAUUACUGGAAUACCUCCUUUUCAUGAAUAUGCUCAUAAUGUUAAUUUAGCCUUACAGAUUUGUCAAGGCAUGAGACCUAGUUUUAGUAAUCCUAAAACUCCUCAACAACAAGAACCUAAGAAUAGACCUAGUGCUAAGGAGGUAAAUAGUAUAGUAGGAGAGUGGUUUGAGGAAGAAAAAAUUGCCACUCUAUUACAAAAUCCUGGUCGGCAACAGCAAGCCAUAGAACUAGAACUAAAAAAACUAGCAAAAGAAAUAGGCAAAUCAUUCACUGAUGAGCAAAAAGAAUUAGUAAAAGAAUUUAUUAAAGCCAAUCGAAAAGCAACCAAAAAUCAAGCAGAUGAAGUAGCAAUAACUAACGCUGAAGAAGCAGAAGAAAGAUUGAAAAAAAAUCUUAAAGAAACAGACUUUUCUCGAGAGGAGAUAAAAAAAGUUACUCGUCAUUGUGAAAAAUUAGUUGAUGAAUUAGUGAAACAGUUAGAAAAAAUACAAUUACAAGCCCAAGUUGAAAUCCCUACUAAUAAAUAA
This is a messenger RNA of Ambispora gerdemannii, 978 nucleotides long. Lineage: Eukaryota; Fungi; Glomeromycota; Glomeromycetes; Archaeosporales; Ambisporaceae. The record is from the annotation of a GenBank genome assembly.